Molecule: messenger RNA, 1029 nt
Organism: Alternaria hordeiaustralica
Lineage: Eukaryota; Fungi; Ascomycota; Dothideomycetes; Pleosporales; Pleosporaceae
Exons: 1
Coding region: 1-1029 (342 amino acids)
Source: RefSeq, a predicted model, not a curated record
AUGUCAGCUGCACCGUUUCCGCCAGGUCCGCGCAACAUGAAGAUGGAGCAGACCCCGGAGCCAUAUAAUAUCAAGCAAGAGGAAUAUCACCAGCAGGAACGAGAGAGUACCGUAGGUACUAUGGAUGCAACCACACGCACCACGGACUGGGUACUACAAGGGAACAACGACACUGCCGGUCAGGCCGUACCAACCUCUCAGUCAGCCUCUUCGACACCUGCUCCAGCUAGCCAGGCGGCGACCGCCCCAGCUGCUCAGACGACGGCAGCUCAAAUCACUCAGAACUCCAUGGCGUCUAGUAGAUACGCCCAACCACAAAUCAAUGCCGACCCCUCUCCCGCGGCCUUGAACCGUCUGGCAUCCAAGCGACUCCUCGAAGAUGAUUCUUUUUGUACAGGAUCACCAACAAACAAGCGUAUCAAAGCCGAGCCAUCCUCCUCCGUCUCCGGCACCGGCGUCCCUCGCAUCAAGUUGGAGCCCUCCAGCUCCCACACAGAAACCCCUCCCAUGCACCGCGCACCCGAAAACGACAUCAUCGCAAUCUGCAGAACCUCUACAUCCGGCAAAUUCACGGAUUUCGAACUCGAAUCUCUCACCGAGAUCCAAACUAAAAUCGACUGGGUCUUCAACCACGGCGCAAAGUCCUUUGAUGUGCUCUCUGAGAUCAAGAAGAUCCCGCACCAGCCACCUACGUCUUACGGCAUUAGUCUCAAGCCCGAACAGAAUCGCCGCAUCGGUGAAUUGCAGAAGAGGAUGAAGGAUGCGCAGACGGGGUUUAAUGCUCAGGGUGUGAAGGCCAACCCGCUCUCGACUCCUAAGGGCAGGAAGAUCAAGAAUUGUCGGGCGAGGACUGCGAAGUCGCCGUCGGUGUCUGCAGAGCAGGGAUUCAAGGUUGAGAAGCUUUUGGGCAUGCUGAUGCUGAAUGACGAGUCUGGGGCUGCUGUUGCUCAAGCGGCGUCCAACUUGCUUGCUAGUAGGGGGCUGAAGUUUACUUUGUGUGGGAAGGAGCUGCGGUUGGUGGAAUCGUAG